Molecule: messenger RNA, 730 nt
Organism: Rhododendron vialii
Lineage: Eukaryota; Viridiplantae; Streptophyta; Magnoliopsida; Ericales; Ericaceae
Exons: 1
Coding region: 262-708 (148 amino acids)
Source: RefSeq, a predicted model, not a curated record
GUUAUUUAUAGCAAUGCUUCUAGACAAGGAUUGGGUUGUGUUUUGAUGCAGCAUGGCAAAGUAAUUGCAUACGCCUCUAGACAACUGAAACCUCAUGAACAUAAUUAUCCCACCCAUGAUCUGGAAUUGGCUACUAUUGUUUUUGCAUUAAAAUUGUGGAGGCAUUAUUUGUAUGGGGUAACAUGUGAAGUCUACACCGACCAUUAGAGUUUGAAAUAUCUGUUCACGCAGCGGGAGUUGAACUUGAGACAACGUAGAUGGAUGGAGUUAGUGAAAGACUAUGAUUGCACAAUUCAAUAUCAUCCGGGUAAAGCCAAUGUAGUAGCUGAUGCUUUGAGUAGGAAAUCUGCGGGCAAUUUGGCUUCUUUGCGCGGCAUACAAGAGAAUUUACUUGCUGGUCUACGUUCCUUGCGGGUAAAACUUUCCAUUAAUGGAGCGGCUCUACUAGCUAGCCUUACUCUUAAACCCCUUUUGGUCGAUCGUAUUCGAGAAAUGCAACAAUCAGAUGAGAAUUUGGAAGGGAUUAAGAAAAAGGUUAGAAAAGGAAAACAGAAGGACUUUGCAGUGAGAGAUGAAAAUGUUUUGUAUUUUGGGAACCGGUUAUGUGUACCUAAUGAUCUGUCUUUGAAAAGAGAAAUUCUUGAGGAGGCUCAUAGUAGCACAUAUGGGAUGCAUCCUGACGGUACCAAAAUGUAUCGUGACCUUUGAGAGAAUUACUGGUGGGCUGGUA